GCACAGAGACGCGCUGGAAGACCUGAAGGAGUCGGCGGCUCCACCAUAACCCGAGUCCAGAGUCAAAUCCUCCAGAGUCCUCGCCGCUGCCGACUUGCUACUCCUCGCCAUAAUGGCGCUUCAUCGCGACGAGGAAAAAUUCAGCAUUUGCCUGGACGGAGAUCUUCCUGGAGCAACAGUGACCUCUAGAGGCACAGAGCGGCACUUCAACACGGCGGAAGUUCCAAUUGGAUUUCGUUGCAGCACAUUCGCCAUUGUUUGCGCACACCUUCCCACUUCAACUUGGCUUCGUCCGCUAAUUCGACUUCAGCGUUAUUUGCCCAUAGUGAGCGGCUUUCCAGCCAAAUAUAUUCAUGAUCCGUGGAAUGCCCCAGAGGAGCUACAGAAGGCUGCCAAGUGCGCCAUUGGAGUCAACUACCCAAAGCCUAUGGUGAACCAUGCCGAGGCCAGCCGUAUCAACAUAGAGCGGAUGAAGCAAAUUUAUCAGCACAUUUUUCCUGCUACAGAGGACUAUGUGGUUUGAAUGCAGAUAGCCGGACGAGGCAGAAGCGGCCCCGCUCGAGACCAAGUCCAAAUUCCUUCGGACAAGCAAAUAGUGUUGCAAAAGACUAAAUGCAAAGAACCUGAAUGGCAACCCUCUCCCAUUGCACCUGCAGCUGCUUCGAAUUUACUGGAACUGAACGUGCCGCCUGGAGUCACACUGAGUGAUGGAUUCCGAUCCCUGCAUGACUGACUAUUGAAUUGGUCCUUUGGUUUGUAAAUGGUCAGUUUCACAUCUACAUACAAAAACAAAAGAAGAACAACGUAACUUACAAAGCGAAAAGUUCUCCUCAAGCUUUUAGAUUUGACACCCUCGCAGUAUCAACACACCAUGUAUAUUCCACAACCAGCUUCCAUUCGUAAUCGAAACUAUCCAACAACAUAUUAUUAUUUUUUUAUAUUCCACUGGUUUCGCGCAGAUGAAGCGAAUACAGUUUAGUAUAAUGCAACAACCUUGAACAAAGUAAUUCUCAUGUUAUCAUUUUUGAGACUUUCGAUUAUUAUUAUUGCUGUUGUACUGUAUGAGAUUCCUUUGUCUCAUUUAAACCAAUAUGUAUUGACCAAGAUAUUUAAAAAAAAUAUAUAUAUAUCUAUAUAUUGUGAUUUAUCUCCCCCCACACCUUUGACUUAUUUAUUUAGUUAGUUAGUUAGUUAGUUAGUGUGUGUC
This is a messenger RNA of Phyllopteryx taeniolatus (common seadragon), 1207 nucleotides long. RefSeq names its product cryptochrome circadian regulator 1b (gene cry1b). Gene Ontology annotation, cellular component: nucleus; cytoplasm. The coding region runs from base 113 to 523 and encodes 136 amino acids. The transcript is spliced from 4 exons. Gene Ontology annotation, biological process: negative regulation of DNA-templated transcription; circadian regulation of gene expression; entrainment of circadian clock by photoperiod. Gene Ontology annotation, molecular function: DNA binding; FAD binding. The record is from RefSeq and is a predicted model, not a curated record. NCBI's taxonomy places the organism in Eukaryota, Metazoa, Chordata, Actinopteri, Syngnathiformes, Syngnathidae.